AUGACAACCCAGUCACCGACAAUCUCGAUACCAAAGAAAUCAACGGAGGAGGUCGACUGGACGACUCCCGUUCGCAAUCUCAUCGCUCAGUCGUACGGUGAGAAUCCAGACAAUUACACCGCGGAGUGCGCCGCCCUCCAACGAUGUCGGCAGGAUGCUGUCAAGGGAGCGGGCAGUGACACGACAGCAAGAGACUUGUUGUAUAAAUAUUUCGGACAACUGGAACUCCUGGAACUGCGGUUCGCGGAGAUCAGGGUUACCUUUCCGUGGCACGACGCCUUCACGAACAAGCUCACUACCCAGACCUCACUGGCCUACGAAAAAGCUUCUAUCAUCUUCCAAAUCGCUGCCACCCACUCCGCCAUCGCGGCAGCCCAGAACCGUGGCGAUCCCGAAGGCUUAAAGCGCGCGUUCCAUUAUUUCAGAACUAGCGCUGGCAUGCUCACUUAUAUCAAUGACAACUUCUUACAUGCACCUUCGACCGACUUGAGUCGCGAGGUUGUCAAGUUCCUGGUCAGUAUCAUGAUGGCUCAGGCGACCGAAGUAUUCUACGAGAAAUGCGUAGAUGAACGGAAAGGCAGCGGACUUGUCGCCAAAGUGGCAAACCAAGCGGCGACUAUGUAUACUUCACUGUGCGAGGAAGUAAAGGAAUUUAUGGGUAAGGGUAUUUUUGAUCGUAACUGGGUGACUAUACUCCAGAUCAAGGCGAAGUAUUUCAACUCAUUAUCUCAGCUCCAUCGUGCACUGGCAGACAACGCUGCCGGAAAUUAUGGCGAUGCAUUGUCCCGAUUCACAGCUGCGGAGGCAUUCGCUAAAGACGCUUCAAAGCUAGCUGCGUCAUUUGGGGGGAUGUUCAUGCCUCAGAUGUCACCUAAUCUUCCGCCCGACGCUGGCUCAGCAAUCCAGGAACUAACAAAAUUCCACCUUGCCUUAUGCACGGAAAAGAAGAACGAAGCGCAGAAGGACAAUGAUCUGAUUUAUAAUGCCGUUGUUCCACCCAUCGAGACACUACCGCAACUCGAUAAACUGCAGGUUGCAAAGCCUAUACCGAUUCAGGAGGUUUACAGUGUCCCCGAUGUGCAAAAGACUAUUGGACCGGAUAUCUUUAUUAAGCUCAUUCCUCUGAGUGUGCACGAAAGCGCAAGCGUUUAUUCCGAGGAGAAAGCGAAACUUGUACGGGCAGAAGUGGAGAGAGCAGACACCGCUGAGUCUGAGAAGCGCUCUUGCUUAGACGCAUUGGGUGUACAGGAGGGACUGGGCCGCUAUAAGGCAAUGGUAGAAGGUCUCCAUGCUGAAGGCACUUCGGAAUUGCCACUAGAGGUGACACGCAUGCGCGAAGAUAUAAGCCUCAUCGAGGAACGGGAACCUGUUACGCGCCUUUUGUCGGACCUUUCGCGCCUACGCGAUGUGGUUCACAGUGACAUCGACAGUGCUCAGCGAGAACUCGAAGUCGAGACUCGUGACUGCGAAGCAAUGCGCGUCAAGUAUGAGCAUAUGUUCACGCAGGCUCCGUCGGCCGGACCGUCUCGAUCACUACGCCAAGAUCUCAAAUCACACAGAGAUGCGCUUCAAGCGGCGAGUGUGUCAGACCAGCAGGUCCUCACUUUAUGGGAUAGCGUGAAAGGAGAUGUUACGCUUCUUCUAUCUGACCAACUUGAAGACGUAUUCAGGCAAAGCGCAGACCAUGGGCCCGGAGGCAGUUUGCUAGAUUUGGAUCCGAAUAACGAGGAUAGGGACGAGGAAGAGCGGGCGAAGAUCACUAGAUUCAUUGAUGAGAUUGAACAAAGGUUACUGCGCUUGAACAAGAUUUCGACGGAAAGGAGGAACGUAUUGAAGGAUUUGAAGGAAAAGAUUCAGUCGGACGACGUCUCACAUUUACUACUCUUGAACCGUCGCAAUCAAGCAGUAGAACCUGCAUUGUUCGCAGCAGAGCUCGAGAAAUUCAAGCCAUUCCAGAACAGUCUGAUCUCUACUGUGCAAUACGAACAAGCUGUCCUUGGUGAGAUCACGCAAUUGUGGAAAGGCCUCAAAGACCUUGCUGGCCGUGGACCAGGUGCACGGAAGUGGGAAGAGCGCGAGAAGAGGAAGAAAGACACGAUGCGCAGGUUCACUCGCGCUCGUGACGGAUACAUGGAAGUGCGGGACGGCUUGGCGAAAGGGUUACAAUUCUAUCGUGAUCUGACAGAAUUGUGUACAAGUCUAAGACGAAACGUGAAAUCUUUCGUUACAGAGCGCGUUGCAGAACGUGAUGCGUUAGUUGCCGAAGCUGAGCGGCAAAAGAACGCAAGUGCACCGCCGCCAUUAGCGGAGAAACCUCGUCCAUUGGCUACGGGACAAACACCAUCCGUUAAUAACAUAAACUCAUCAUUUGGGUCGAUGAAUCUACGGGACAGCACAUCGCCGCCGUCACGUCCGCCUCCGCCUCCUUCGAGUGUGCAUAAUGCACCUUAUUCAACUUUGCCUCCUCCACCUCCGAGGGUCCCGGGAAGUUAUUCCACUCCUUCACCUCCCCAGCAAGCAUCGUCAGAUCCAUACGCGAAUAUGUUCAGCGUUUCGGGCUUAUCAACACAGUUCUUAAACAAUGGAAAUCCGUCACCUGUUCCGACGACCUCCCCUCCUUUCGACCACAACCAAAGAAGCUAUGCGCAAACUCAGUACCAGCCGUAUUCGCAGCAGCAGCCGCAAUACACUCAAGCAAACGGAUAUGGUAGCCAACCCCAAACCCGACAGCAGAACACAGGGACUCCAUUUCCGUCUCCACCUCCACCAGUUCCCAUUUCCUACCAACAACAACAGCAAUACGGAGGAAACGCGCAUGCACAGAGCUCACCGCCACGUAGCCAGCCGUUGACACACCAGCCAGCAGCAAUCUCAUCACCUUUUCCUCCACCUCCACCCCAGACCUUCGGGCAGUACCAGCAGAGCUCCUAUUCAUCUUAUCCUCGGUGA
This is a messenger RNA of Fomitiporia mediterranea MF3/22, 2949 nucleotides long. RefSeq names its product BRO1-domain-containing protein. NCBI's taxonomy places the organism in Eukaryota, Fungi, Basidiomycota, Agaricomycetes, Hymenochaetales, Hymenochaetaceae. The record is from RefSeq and is a predicted model, not a curated record. The transcript is spliced from 5 exons. Gene Ontology annotation, cellular component: endosome. Gene Ontology annotation, biological process: protein transport to vacuole involved in ubiquitin-dependent protein catabolic process via the multivesicular body sorting pathway. Bases 1 to 2949 code for a protein of 982 amino acids. Gene Ontology annotation, molecular function: protein binding.